AUGAUUGCUUUGUCUUUCUACUUAUUCUUUUUCGUUUUUUUUUUUUUUCUUUCCAUUUUCGUUUUUUCUUUCUUUCCUUUUUUCUUCUUCUUUCCUUUUUUCUUCUUCUUUCCUUUUUUCUUCUUCUUUCCUUUUUUCUUCUUCUUUCCUUUUUUCUUCUUCUUUCCUUUUUUCUUCUUCUUUCCUUUUUUCUUUUUCUUUUUCUUUUUUCCUUUCCCUUUCCUUUUUCUUUCCUUUUUCUUUCCUUUUCCUUUUUCUUUCCUUUUCCUUUUUCUUUCCUUUUUCUUUUUCUUUCCUUUUCCUUUUUUUCCUUUUCCUUUUCUUUUUCUUUUUCUUUUUUUCUUUUUCCUUUUUUUUCCUUUUCCUUUUCCUUUUCCUUUUCUUUUUCUUUUUCUUUUUCUUUCCUUUUCCUUUUUUCUUUUUUUCUUUUCCUUUUCCUUUUUCUUUCCUUUUUCCUUUUUCUUUCCUUUUUCCUUUUUCUUUCCUUUUUCCUUUUUCUUUCCUUUUUCCUUUUUCUUUUUUUCUUUCUUUCUCUGCUUUUCCUCUUUCUUUCCUUUCCGUUUCACCUCCUCUCUAUCUGAAAUGCUCUUUCUCCUAGUGGGUUUCCACCUCUCUCUUUCUCUCUCUCUGCUCUUCUUUCUUUUCUUUUUCUUUCUUAAUCCUUUCUUUAUUAUCAACAUCAUUAUUCUAUCACACCAUUAUAUAUUUUUUAUAUUCUUCCUUUGCCUUUUUUCCUCUGCCUUUGCCCUUUUCACCCUCAUCCUUUGCCCUUUUCACCCUCGUCCUUUGCCUUUUUCACCCUCGUCCUUUGCCUUUUUUCCUCUGUCUUCUCUUUUUUCACCUUCUUUCUUUGCCUUUUAUCCUUUGCUUUCUCUUUUUUUUACCUUCCUCCUUUGCCUUCUCCUCCUAUCACUCUUUUCCUCUGCCUUUCAUCUUAUACUUUCUCCUCUUUUCACCCUGCUUUUUGCCCUCUGCUUUCUCCAUUUUUUUUUUUUUUCAACCUCUUCCUUUACCUUAUCAUUUUUUUGUCCCCUGCUUCCUUCUUUUUCAUCCUCUGCUUCCUCCUUCCUUCCCUUUUUUUCUGUCUUCUCUUCCUCACUCAUAUGCAAAUUCUUCAUCUUUUUUCAUCCUUGUUUUACUAUCAUCCACUUCUAUCUUUUUAUACUCUCCACUCAUUUUAGUCCUCUUGCUCACAUUGCUAUCUUGUUCAUUCUCCUCUCACCCUUAUCUUUCAUGUCUUUGUCCUUCUUCCACUUUCUCCCCUUGACAUUAUUUUCUUUUCUCUUUUCUUAUUUUCAUAUAAAGAAUUGGUGUAUGCAUUUGAAGAGGUUGUAA
Molecule: messenger RNA, 1335 nt
Organism: Acanthosepion pharaonis
Lineage: Eukaryota; Metazoa; Mollusca; Cephalopoda; Sepiida; Sepiidae
Source: the annotation of a GenBank genome assembly